AUGGGGAACCUCAGAAACAUUACGUGGCUCAACGGAAUUGACAGUCUACGCCCCGACGACUUGAACAUGAUCCCAUUCGACACCAUCACCACCGAGUCACAAGAUGACUCACUCUGCGGUUUACCCCUCAUUUCGCCACCGCCAGUUUUGUCACCGGGAGAAUUCAAUCAGAUCUUCCCAAAGUCAGUAAACCUCAGCUUGGACGCAUCAUCAAUACAACUAUAUUCUCCCCUCCAACUCAAACAGAACAUAUCACAGAACUGUUUUAAUGAGAGAUUUAGCAUAUCGUGCAUUGCACCAUCGGCUUUAAGACAGACCGAAAUUUUAAAGACCGCGCAAGAAUACACCUCCUUGAAUAUAAAAACACAAUGCAACGGCCCGAAUAAGGACAGAGAAAGCUCCAUCACUUUUAUCGAACAUACUAAGCCAAAGCCUGAGCAGAUAAAUGGCAGCAUCACCUCCAAUACCGAAUCAACCAUGCAACCAUCAAAACCAUUAAUGACCCUAGCCCAUCAUGAACUGCUGCUUAAACGUAACUGUCAAGCAGCGAAACGAUGCCGUCAAAAAAGAAAACUGCAGGACCAGCAGGACGAAUUGACUCUGAAAACACAAGCCGCUAGGAACAAGGAACUGUUGGCUGGUACCAAAAGGUUACAAUACCAGGUGUUGGGUCUGCGACUUGAAAUACUAAAGCAUUCACAGUGUGAGGGGUACAUCAAGCGGUACGUGGAGCAGAUGACGGGAAGGGUCCUUCGUGAGGAUACUGCAAGUGAUGUUUAA
This is a messenger RNA of Penicillium manginii, 780 nucleotides long. RefSeq lists its product as uncharacterized. Lineage: Eukaryota; Fungi; Ascomycota; Eurotiomycetes; Eurotiales; Aspergillaceae. Gene Ontology annotation, molecular function: DNA-binding transcription factor activity. The record is from RefSeq and is a predicted model, not a curated record. The transcript has a single exon. Bases 1 to 780 code for a protein of 259 amino acids. Gene Ontology annotation, biological process: regulation of DNA-templated transcription.